AACACAAGCCUAAUUAGAAAAGGAUUCGAGAGAUCUUUGAAAAAGGAAAAAGAAAACAUACAUAUCAUAUCACAAACGGGAUUAUAAUUAAAUAAAAUGGUAAGUAAAAUCCUUAAGCUGCAAGGAUUAGGUUCCGUAAAAGGUGUUAUAAAAAGAGAGUUAGGGUCUUGUUUUUUGUUACUCACAUACUCAUCAUCAAAGUUCUCUGAUAAUUCUAUUAAUAAUGGCGACAACAACAAGAAUGUUCUGUUUCGUGCUCGUGAUGUUUCUAAUGGGAUGUUGUUGCUCGGCAAAAAUCUACAAAGUGGGAGACUCGAAGGGAUGGAGAGCGAAGCACGGUAGCUAUCAUGAAUGGGCUAAGCGUAAGGAAUUCCAAGUGGGGGAUUCUCUGAUGUUCGAAUACGAUGGCAACGUCAACGACGUCACUCAAGUUUCCAGUCGUUUGGAAUACCAAUUCUGCAACUCCCUUUCUCCUAAAGCUGUCUACAACACAGGGCACGAUGUCGUGACUCUCACGGAACCAGGUUAUCACUUCUUCAUCACAUCAGAUCAUUCUCAAUGCGUAGCUGGACAGAAACUCGUCGUUUUUGUCGUCCAUGACCAUCCGAUUCCUUCACCACCACCACCGAGAAAGAUCCUUCCAUUCCGAAAAGAUUACAAGGUCGGUGACUCCAACGAAUGGAGGGUUCCUGAAGAGAGCGACUUCUAUUCCAAGUGGAGUGAGGAGAAACAGUUUCAUGUGGGAGACAAUCUUCUUUUCUACUACAACGACCAAGUCGAUGACGUCCUAGAAAUCAACAGUGAUCUUGAGUUCAAAUCUUGCGACACUAUUUCUCCUGUUGCCGUGCACAAUGCUGGACAAGAUCUCAUAAGGCUAACGAAACCAGGAAUCCACUAUUUUAUUACCUCAAAGAUUGGUCAUUGUGAGGCUGGGCUUAAGCUUCGAGUUGUGGUGCGACCACUAUCCAAAAGUGUUCCGAAGAAGAUGCAGUUGUCACCUUUCGACCGUCUCAUCAAGUGGCUACAUGAUUCCUUCACACCCCACCCCCAUCACUAAGAUUUCGUUUCUUUUUUUUGUUCUUUGAGCUUAGCUUCGUAGUGUUUUGUUUUCUUUCCUUCUCACUCGUUUAUGUUCUUUAGUUUAUUUUGCAAAUAGUGUGUGCGUCUACUUACUUCCAUCGUUAUGGAGAGACUUGAUUCAAUAAAAAUAUUCUUCUUUAAUACUUAUCUGUAUACACAUGAUGGGCUCAAUAGCUCCACCUCCAUGAAAAACAAAGAAAUUGAACAAAAGACAAGAGAAAAGAAAAGAGAAACAAUAUCCUAAUGAAUUGGACAACGAAUGAAAAUAAAAGUCUAUCACGCGUUUCAUAUAAUAUGGCACAUUUUUAAAAGUCGACGGCCGCCGCUGCGGAGAUCGUAGGCCGCUAGGGCACUGCAAGGAAGGAGAGGCGGCGCACAAUGGAUUCCGGCGAGGAGACGGCGCUUACUGGAGUCAACGGCGAGGCCGAGGAUUGUAGCGUUGUCCGGUAGAUAAGAAUCGGAGAUUAUUGUUUGUACGACGCCGGCGUCGGAGACGGAGUGGAUUGUGCGGCUGUGGAGAGAACCAACUACGAAGUGCUGGCCCGAUGGAUCCCAGGUUAGUCCCUCCGGGUAGAGGCCUGGUGAUCGGAAGUCGAUGACGUGGCGCUUUGUGGCGGAGGAAGGAGUGAGAAGUGAAACCAGUAAGACGGUUAAA
Molecule: messenger RNA, 1735 nt
Organism: Brassica napus (rape)
Lineage: Eukaryota; Viridiplantae; Streptophyta; Magnoliopsida; Brassicales; Brassicaceae
Product: blue copper protein-like
Exons: 1
Coding region: 224-1057 (277 amino acids)
Cellular component (GO): plasma membrane
Molecular function (GO): electron transfer activity
Source: RefSeq, a predicted model, not a curated record